Molecule: messenger RNA, 2031 nt
Organism: [Candida] anglica
Lineage: Eukaryota; Fungi; Ascomycota; Pichiomycetes; Serinales; Debaryomycetaceae
Source: the annotation of a GenBank genome assembly
CAACGUCAAGUCCUAAUCAAAUUAUCAAACUAACUCGCAGUAUUCAAUAACUAAAGACUCGCGCUUGAACUAGAAAGGUUAUUACAUCUGGGAUAUAUCUAUAUAUAAACAUACACAUACAUACCAGUUUAUAUAUAUAGAAUCGAUUGUUAUCAUUCUCGAGUUAAUUUUUUGUUUUGUUUUGUUCAAAAUAAAUCAAACGAUCAAUUGUUUUCCACCCAAAUAUUAAUCAGAAUAAGAUAAGAUGUCGACAUCUGCAGAAACAACACCAGCUGCUGAGCCACAACCAGUGAAAAAUGAGUCUUCCACUGUUGAAUCUGGACAACAAGGCGGUAAUGUAGCCCCUGCCGAAACAACGGAAGAAUCAUCAACUAAUUUAGAAAGUGCUAGAACUUUAUUCAAGGAAAGAGCUCUUACUUACUUGGCAGAGCAGCAAAAGCACGUAAUUGUUCCUUCAUAUGCAGCCUGGUUCAACCUUGAUGCGAUCCAUUCCAUUGAAAAGAAACUGUUUCCAGAUUUCUUUCCUACCAAACAAGAUGAACAUCAUUCGAUAUACAAAACUCCUGAGAUUUAUAAAAACAUGCGUGACUUUAUGGUCAACUCUUACCGUGUGAACCCUCUUGAGUAUAUUACAGUUACUGCUAUUCGUCGAAAUUUGGCUGGAGAUGUGACUAGUAUUAUUAGAGUUCACCAUUUCUUAGAAAAAUGGGGAUUGAUCAAUUAUCAAAUCGAUCCAAGAACUAAAUCAUGUACCGUAGGACCUCAAUACACUGGCCAUUUCCAAGUAACUUUGGAUACUCCAACGGGGCUUGUUCCAUUUGUUCCUGAGGGAAUUUCAGAUCCAAAGGAGUCCACUGUUAAUGAACCACAGGAGACUAACACUACCACAUCCGCAAAGCAGGGAACAGACAGUAAAGCUACUGAUGAUAGUUCUAUCCCACUCAAUUUGGAAGUAAGACAUAAUGUGUACACCAAGACAAAUGAACUUACUAAAAAGGCAACUGUCAACACAAUUCAAUUUUUCUGUAAUAUCUGUGGAAAUGAUUGUACUUCUACAAGAUAUCAUAAUUUAAAGGUAAAGUCAUAUAAUUCAAACCCAAAUUCAACUGCUAACAAUGCUUCUGUAUUGUGUGUCGAAUGUUAUGAACAAGGAUUAUUCCCACUGAACUUUUACUCUUCUGAUUUCAUUCAAUUGAAAGAAGAAACAAAGAGUUCCAAUGUAUGGUCAGAACAAGAAGUAUUAUUAUUAUUAGAAGCAAUUGAAGUAUAUGCCACCUAUGACACAUCUAACAAUGGUACUUCUAACACAGCUAUUAAUACUAAUGGUAACGGACAAUGGGAUAAAAUUGCCGAAUAUGUAGGAACUAAAUCGAAAGAAGAAUGUUUGGUGAAAUUUAUACAAUUACCAAUUGAAGAUAGAUAUUUGAAUAAAUUGGCGGAACCAAAGAAGCAAUCUGGAAUUUCACAAUCUAACCUGACUCUCAUCCAAGAUAUAGUGAAGGAGAUUGUAAACAAUAAACAAACCAAUGGAAUUGCUACCACCGCAACGAAUAAGGCUGAAGCAGCUUCUUCUGAGCAACAACAAAUUAUAAACCAAAUUAUUGAACUUACGUUAGAAAAGGUCUCUACUAAAUUAUCUCAUUUAGAUAUUUUGGAACAAAAUUUACUUGAAGCAGAAAAGAAAUUGCAACAAGAAAGAAAACAAUUGUUAUUUGAAAGAUGGUCUCAUUAUGAAAAGAUCAAUAAAUACAAAGAAUCUCAACCGGAAUUGGCAUCAAUUUUCGAUGAUUUGUUGACUCCAAUCAAGAUUCAAGAAGUUGUAAAGCCUCAAAAGGAAGCGGAUGAAGACUCUGAAAACAAUAUGCAAGUUGACUCUACUACGUCGGGAAUCAACGGUCUUGAUUCAACAACUGCGCCAGUAUCUGUCUCACAACCAAAGAGCUAUCAAUUCUGGUCCGGUUAAACGUUUCACGUAUCACAUCUUUUGAGCUACUGUACUAUUAUCUAUUUUUAUAUUAAAUGAACAAAACU